This is a messenger RNA of Neohortaea acidophila, 3224 nucleotides long. RefSeq lists its product as uncharacterized. The record is from RefSeq and is a predicted model, not a curated record. The transcript has 2 exons. Gene Ontology annotation, biological process: regulation of DNA-templated transcription. The coding region runs from base 178 to 3132 and encodes 984 amino acids. Lineage: Eukaryota; Fungi; Ascomycota; Dothideomycetes; Mycosphaerellales; Teratosphaeriaceae. Gene Ontology annotation, molecular function: DNA binding.
ACGGCCACCCUCGCGCAAAACCACCCUUGUAGCUGCGCAUUGUCGCGCAAUCUUGACCACCAAGCUCGCGCACGUUACAAGCCCUCGCACGUCGACUACCGAGACUCUGAUGCCGUAUAUGGACCCCAGCACCCGCACGCGCUGAAACGUGGCACUGGGCAUUCACUGCAAACAAAUAUGCCCCCUCGACGCGGUGAAUCAAUCGAACGCAACGAUGAGUACGACUCCUUCAUCAAAACCGUCACAAAAUACCAUGAAGCUCGCGGGACGACCUUCGACCCAGAGCCUAAAGUCGGCGUUCGUCACAUCGAUUUGCUGAAUCUCUAUCGACGCGUGACCGAAGAGGGUGGAUAUGAUCUGGUGUCAGAUAGGGACGCGAAGCCUUUGAUGUGGCGGAAGCUGGCGGAAGAAUUCGUCGGCAAGAAUCAAUACACCGCCGCGCAAGCGUUUCAGAUCAAGAACGUGUACUACAAGAAUCUGUGCGCCUACGAGAUCAGCACACAUUGGGGCAAGGAACCGCCGCCGAAAGAGAUCUUAGAAGAGGUGACUGCAAAGGGCGGCAACGUCAUGUCACGAACGCUGGACAAUUUCGCGCGGCCCAGCAGCAGGGAGCAAGUGAACCUCGAGAAUGGCGAUGCAAGCGAUAACAGCCCAGAAGAACAAAAAACACCAGAGAAGGAGAAGCCCGAGGAGGAUUCAAACGGCGCGGGCGCACGUACACGCGGGCUACGACAGCAGCCACCGCAGCGAGUACUUUUCCAGCCCGACCUUACCUCCGCACGUCAGAAUCGCAGCCAGACCACCGCUGCUUACGGCUCUCCUACCCCCACUGGCCCCGGCACGAAUGGCAUCAUGAAUACUGCUUCAUGGGCUAGUGGUGCUUCGUCCACUCUUGCUUCAUACGAGCCUUCGCAGUCAUACCCUCUGUCGCUGAAACCCGCCACCACCCCCGCGAACAAUCCGGAAUUCUACCAUUUGGAGCGCAAGCGGAAGCUCGAGGCGAAUGCGGGACCACUGGCGAAGAAGUACAAGAACAUCAUGCUUCCGGGUACGGGGUUUAUUGGACCUAGUAUCUACACGCGGGCGCAACUCGCGCUCCAAUGUGGUCUACCGGAAGAGGAGCAGUAUGCACUUCAUCACUUGGUCAAGAUUAGCCACGAGCGAGGAGACAAGUACCGCUUCGACCAAUUCCCCGGCCUUGCAGAAGCGUUGGUGAAGAAGGCACUGCAAGUCAGUAGUCUUUUCUACGAUGUUGAGUGGGAUGUAACAUACGACGAGGAUUCGGGGACGAUUGAUGACGAGGUCUUGAACGGCCUUCAUGGAACCUCGGACAUCAUCCAACGACUACGGUCCAAGAUUCCACUGGUAUCGAACGACAGUAUCCAGGACGCGGACUUCCUGUCCAAGAUGAACCGCAUCACUGAAGCCGGUCUGAUCAUCCGGAACAUGUGUAUGCAUGACGACAAUGCAAAGUACCUGUCCAUGCAGCCGAUGGCGCGCGACUACCUCGCCAUUGUCCUAAACCUUCCACAACACAGCAGCAUCGUCGAGCUUCAACAUUACGCGCUGGAGGCUGCCGAGCAGAUCUUGAAGCACUGCGAUAUUGGCCGGCAUGACGCUCUUUACCACAGUCUGCUCAUGCAACUCGACAGAGAGGACCGCGGAGCUGUCACGCUGGCUUUGCGAGCCAUCAGUAGGAUCGCGAUGCAUCUCAAGCUGCCCAAGCGAUUGGACGACGUGUCCGACAAUACGCUACAAAAAGCACAAGACUGGCUGAUGGUAGAAGACGAGGAAUUGCGGACCGCCUGCCUCGACUUCCUCAUGCAGUACACAUCUUUUGCGGACAAUGUCGAUAAUCUCCUGCAAGCUGUCGACGCCGAGCUGCUUGUCAGGCAACUAAGCAGACUGCUAUUCUCCGGUGCGAAGGAACACAAGGAGCAGAAGCCUCUUGCUCGGCCGGAGAAUGACGACUCCGCCGGCCCAGUGCCCCGGCUCUCGAAAAGCGUUGUCGAGGCUUUGUUGAAGUUGGACGAGCCCGAGCGCUCUUCUGAGUGGUUGCGAAUGUGCUUCUUGGCCGAUGUCAGCUCUGAAAUGACGCAGAUAUCGCUGUGGCAAGCAUAUCAGGCCACAUUUUCCACUUUCCACGCCACCCACCCACACUUGGUCGCCGGCGAUUUCAUCAAGAACGUCAGUAACACUUUCAUGGGUGCGACGGCGCAAGUUGCGGGCUCGAACAAAUACGUCAUCAGAGGCAUCAAGCCGCGAAAGGUGCCGGUGGACACAUCGGUGCUUUCAGGGGUUCGCACGAACGACAAGCCAAAGGAAUUGCAGAAAUGCUGUUGGAAGGUAUCGACAACUGUUGAAUCGCCUAGAGAUCCUUCGACGGGAAUGCAAGGACCCCCCAUGACCCGAGAGAAUGAGUGCGCCGAAUGGUUCAGAGAUGGGCGCGAUCUGUUGAAACAUAUCCUCAACGCCCACCUGCGCAUCCCGAGCAAGAAGGUGGAAACUGUAAAGCACGAAGAGGGCAUGGAACCCGAGUCGAAUUCUACGCCGGUCACCUCGGCAGCCUCGCCGAAGCUCGCCAAUGGAACGGGUACGGAUGCCCCCGGGAGCAGCUUCGAUUUCCAGGCCGCAGACAAUGCCAUCCACCAUUGCAGAUGGGCCAAUUGCACCCGCACUUCCCAGGACUACUUGGCUUCGAAGACACCUCGUACCCUCCUUCUGGCUCGCCAUAUCCAGACUCAUCUGCCCGACACAUCGAGCGCGAAGAACGAGCACAAUCUCAAGCCUCAAACAGCUCGACAGCUUGCAUCUACCGCGCCAUCGUUCAUGACGAGUCUUCAAGACGAGAAGAACGAUGCGGCGGGAGUGCCACUCGGGGCCGCACUGGUCCUUCGCAACAUCGCAAAAUUUAUCCCGCAGAAGACUUCGGCUGUGUCUGCUGCAGAGGGCAUGCGUGAAGUCCUGGGCGGCGAGAAGAUCGAGGAGAAGGAUGAGCAGAAGGAUACACCCAUCGGGAGUGUGUUCAACGAUUCGGUUCAAGACACGCUGUUCUAUGCCUUUGCGCAUCAGCGAACGGUCAGGGAUUAUGUUGGCUACAUUUUCCGAGCGAUACGAGCCAGUGGUGGUUGAUUCGUGUUUGCAAGGUGGAGCUGCGGAGCGUAGAGGGUGAUGUAGUAGUCUAGCCGUUGGUAUGAAUGAGAAUAUGCGCAUUCUCCAGCACG